Molecule: messenger RNA, 1017 nt
Organism: Symbiodinium sp. CCMP2592
Lineage: Eukaryota; Dinophyceae; Suessiales; Symbiodiniaceae
Source: the annotation of a GenBank genome assembly
AUGUCGAUCUCGGUAUCCGUGGUGCUGCUGAGCGGGCGAACGGCCAACGUGGAUGCCCUCCCGACCUCCCUGGUCCAUGAGGUUCAGGAAGAAGCGCAGUUCCAACUGGGCGUGGGCCUGCGAUGCCUCAUCUCGGACUCGGGGGAGGUGCUUCCGCCCCUCGCCUCGCUCCACAGCCUCGGCGUCGCAGACGGAGAGACGCUGACGGCGCACACGCGCGGGGCGAGCCUCGCAGCUACUGGCGCUGCUUUCGCCCUGCUCCGGAGCGACGGGCGUGUGGUGACGUGGGGCGACUCAGAUCGAGGGGGCGACAGCAGCAACGUGAGGGAAAAGCUUUUUGCCGUGCACUCGCUGACGGCAACGGCUUUUGGAGCCUUCGCAGCCCUCAAGACGGAUGGAUCGGUAGUCACCUGGGGCAACCCUGGCUACGGCGGCAGUAGCGACUCCGUCAGGGCCCGGCUCACUGGCGUCCAGCAGAUUACGGCAUCAGCAGGCGCCUUCGCAGCUCUCCGCGCCGACCGCUCCGUUGUCACCUGGGGCCACAAAUGCUUCGGAGGGGACAGCCGCGCGGUGCGCGGGCAGCUGAAGGACGUGGAGCAGAUUUGGUCUACGGCCUGCCGCUGCCUGGCCAUGCACUGCGCGGCCUUCGCGGCCCUGCGCAGGGACGGCACCGUCGUGACCUGGGGAUGUGCAGCCUACGGAGGGGACAGUCAAGCAGUGCAGUCACAGCUUCGCAACGUGCAGCAGAUCGAGGCCACCGUCGGAGCCUUCGCAGCACAAAGGGAGGACGGCUCUGUGAUCACCUGGGGCCACCGCGCCUUCGGUGGGGACUCGGGAUCCGUUCAGCACCUGCUGAAGGACGUACGGCAGGUCCGUGCCACACUUGGGGCAUUUGCUGGACUCUGCGCGGAUGGUUCUGUGGUCAGUUGGGGCUUGGAGAUGAUCUCUGGAAACGACUUGCCUUUGGACGUGCUGCAGAACGUCAAGGACCGAGAAGGGCUCUUUAAAGGAGGAUGA